Molecule: messenger RNA, 3123 nt
Organism: Meloidogyne enterolobii
Lineage: Eukaryota; Metazoa; Nematoda; Chromadorea; Rhabditida; Meloidogynidae
Source: the annotation of a GenBank genome assembly
UGAGAAAAAGAGUAUGUGUGUAUGUAUGUAGUAUAUACUUGACAAAAGAAUGUACCUUGAAUAAAUGAAUGAAAUGAUUCAUUCAAUUCAUUCACAUUUUUAUUCUUUCAAAACCAUUCAUCCGUCACAAUAUUUGAAAGGGAAAUUAACGCUUCGAUCUGAUUAAAUAAAUUUUUAAAAGAAAAAUCGGCAUUUUUUGCAACAAAUUUGGUUUUUUUAAGCAGAACUUUUACAAUUAUGCCUUCUGUUCCCCACUGGCAAAAACGAAAUGCGGCAGCUGGAGUGGAGGAUAUGGUUUUACUUCGACAAUUAAAUGAUGAUGCUAUUGUUGAGAAUUUACGUAAAAGGCUGGCUGCUCGUUUAAUUUUCACAUAUAUUGGACCUGUACUUGUUAGUGUUAAUCCUUUUGCUGAUGUACAAAAAUUUGGAGAAGCGGAAAUGGAACAAUAUCAGGGCGCAGCCCAAUAUGAAAAUCCUCCACAUAUUUUUUCAUUAGCCGACUCAAUGUUUCGCAACCUCAUGAUUGACCGUGAACGUCAAUGUGUAAUAAUUUCAGGCGAAAGUGGGGCUGGGAAAACUGUUGCUGCCAAACAUAUUAUGUCUUACUUAGCUCAUUCUUCUGGUGGUGGUCAACGUGUACAGGGCCUAAAAGAGACUAUUUUAAAGACAAAUCCUUUGUUAGAAGCUUUUGGAAAUGCUGCGACUAUGCGAAAUUGGAAUUCAAGCAGAUUUGGUAAAUAUGUUGAAAUAGUCUUCAGUCUUGGUGGAGAACCUUUGGGUGGACGAAUUUCUUCAUUUUCACUAGAAAAAUCCCGAGUUGCUCAAACAGCACGAGGAGAAAGAAAUUUUCACAUUUUUUACCAAUUAAUUGAGGGAGCCGAUAAAGAAUUGAGUAAAGCAUUUGGAUUGGCUAAAGCAACAAAUUAUAAUUAUUUAAAUUGUUCUGAUUGUUAUGAAGCUGAAAAUACAAAUGAUGGAUGUUCUUUUGUUGAAACUAAAGAUGCAAUGACUGCAAUAGGAUUAGACGAAAAUAUACAGCGUCAAUGUUUGUCUGUUGUGGCAGCCACACUUCACAUUGGAAAUAUUAAUUUUGUGGAGUCUGAAGGAGAUGGAUUUGCUACUAUUGCUGAUGAACAAUUUACUUCUGUCAAUCGAGCAUUAAAUGUGGAUGAUCGGCGACAUUCUUUAGAUCUGUCAAUUGGUGUGUUGGAUAUUUACGGAUUUGAAGUUUUUGAAUGGAAUGGAUUUGAACAAUUUUGGUUUAUUUUUAUUGAAUUAACUUUAAAAGCAGAACAAGAGGAAUAUAUGGCUGAAGGUAUUCAAUGGACAACUGUAGAAUUCUUUAAUAACAAAAUUGUUUGUGAUUUAAUUGAAGCAAAGAGGCCACCAGGUAUUAUGCCAAUUCUCGACGAUGUUUGUGCCCAAAUCCACGGACAAAGUGACGGCGUUGACAUUUUAAUGUUAAACAAAUUAUCAAAACAAUUACUUGGACACGAACAUUUUCGCCCCGGAUCUGAUAACUUUUUAGUUCGUCACUAUGCCGGUGAAGUACUUUAUCAAGUUGAAGGUUUUUGUGAUAGAAAUCGAGAUAUUUUACAUUUUGAUUUGGUUCAUUUAAUGUUGGGAAGUAAAAAUCAAGCAAAUCAUUUAAUGGAAUCUUUAAUGUGUUGUGUGCCUCAUUACAUUCGUUGUAUUAAACCAAAUGAAAGAAAACGGGCACUUGAUUUUGACGAAGAAAGAGUUUUGCAUCAAGUCCGCUAUCUUGGUCUUCGAGAAAAUAUUCGCGUUCGUCGGGCUGGGUUUGCCUAUCGACGACUUUUUGAGCGUUUUAUUUGGAGAUAUUCAAUAAUUUGUAAAGGAAGUGAAAAUAAAUUAAAAAAUAAAGAUCCUCAUCAUGAUUGUGAAAUUAUUUGUGAAACUGCACAGAUUUCCCCUGAAGAGUUUCGACUUGGAAACACAAAAAUAUUUAUUAGAAGUCCAGAAUCUUUAUUUCUUUUAGAAGAAGCGAGGGAAAGACGUUUUGAUGCUUUUGCUAGAAUUAUUCAAAGAAUAUUUAAAAGAUUUGCUGCAAAAAGGAAUUUGAGGAAGCAAAAAGACGAAGCAAGUGAACUUUAUCGAGGUUUAAAAGAAAGAAAUCGUCAUUCAUUGGAACGUCGCUUUGUUGCUGAUUAUAUUGGUUUAGACCAUCAUCCAGGACUUCAAGCAAUUGUUGGGGGAAGACGUGAACGUAUUUUCUUUGCUGCAAGUGUUACUAAAUAUGAUAGACGUUUUAGACCAACAAGGACAGACCUUUUAUUGACUACAAAAGCAAUUUUUCUUGUUGGCCGGGAGGCUUUAAAGGAAGGAACAAAUGCUGGAAAAAUGGUAGAAUCGCUAAAAAGAAAAAUUCCUUUCGCCUCAUUAAAUGCUGUUUUGGUUAGUUCAUUUCAAGAUGAUUUUUUAUUGUUAGUUGUUACUUCUGAAUAUUCAAGUCUUUUGGAAACACCUUUAAAAACUGAAUUUUUGGCUGCUUUAAAUAAACGUUUAAAAGAAAAUUUCCGUCAAUCUUCUCUUCCAUUACAAAUUACAGACAAAUUUAUUAUUCAAUUAAAACAAUUGCGUCCAGCAAUGUUACCCAAUGCUUUCCCAAAAGCUGCUAUUUCUUUAUUUACUGGAGGAAAUGAAAGGAUUGAGACACAACAACAAGGUCGACGAACUAUUUUGGUUCCAAAUGGAAAAAUACUUAAUAUUUUGGUUAUUGAUGGAUUAUCUCCAAAUAGUAAGCCAUCAAGUAAUUACAAAAUUUCAUCAAACGGUAUUUCUAAUCAAAUAAACAAUUUAAAUAAACAACACAAUUUAAUUUCUAACAAAAAUAAUAUUUCAAAUCAACAAAUAAAACAAAAAGCAGCAGCCCCUCCGCCACUUAAACCAAAACCUAUGGUAAAACCAAUAACUUCAAAUCCCGUUCUUCGUGCUAUAUAUCCUUAUGAAGCUCAGGAUAUCGAUGAACUUUCUUUCACAAAAGACCAAUUAAUUGAAUUAAUCGAAAAAGAUGAAUCUGGUUGGUGGACAGGUCGGUUGAUGGUUCAAGGAGGGAAAACUGGUCUUUUACCAGCAAAUUAUGUUGAGGAAGUUAAAUUAUAA